Aedes albopictus (Asian tiger mosquito) is the source of this 1648-nucleotide messenger RNA. RefSeq names its product UDP-glucosyltransferase 2-like. The record is from RefSeq and is a predicted model, not a curated record. The transcript has 2 exons. Gene Ontology annotation, molecular function: UDP-glycosyltransferase activity. NCBI's taxonomy places the organism in Eukaryota, Metazoa, Arthropoda, Insecta, Diptera, Culicidae. Bases 74 to 1642 code for a protein of 522 amino acids.
UGAUGGCUCCCCAGACAACCCACUUGUGCGAAGACUACGACACUUGACAUUGAAAGCUUAAUACUCUAGGACCAUGAAUUUCAAAGCUCUUGUCUCAAUGCUGGCUAUUAUCCCAGCUAUAGUGAGUGGAGCUAAUGUUCUGAUCCUGUCUGGAGUUCCAUCACCAAGUCAUUCGAUAUGGCUCCGUCCGCUGAUAAAUGGUUUGGCCGAGAGAGGUCACAAUGUAACUGUUGUAAGUCCAGACAUUGAGAAGAAUUCACCGAAAAACGUUUCAUACGUGCAUCUGGAAAAUAUCUACGAUGAAAUGUACAACACCAGUAAUCGCCAAAUGUUGGAUUUUUUUGAGAUGCAUUCAAGUCCUAUGCAUAUAUUACGCUUUAUGGAUGAAUUCGGUAUAAUCUGCUGCAAGGCGGGAAUUAAAUCGAAAGGAUUCAAGCAGCUUAUGAGUUAUCCUGACAACUUCAAGUUCGAUCUUUUCAUGAGUGACUACAUGCUAGGACCAUGCUUCGCAUCGCUCCUAAUGUACCGUUUCGGGAAUCCACCUUACAUUCCAGUGGCGCCGUACAACGCACUAGCGACAUCAUCACCUCUGAUCGGAUCAUAUGCUUAUUCUGGGUUUAUUCCAAACCAUUCAUAUGACGUUCCAGAAUCAAUGAAUUUUUGGCAACGUCUGCAUAACUGGUUCUACGAUUUGUACGAAAUCAUCAGUAAAGAUGUCUACCUGUAUCCGGAGACCGAUGCCAUACUUAAACAAGUUUUUCCGAAUGCUCCGACUACAAAGGACCUUCAGCGCAACAUAAGAUUAUUGUUCAUCAACAACAAUCCUGUGAUACAAUAUAAAGAACCACAGAUGCCAAACGUUAUUCCAGUCGGUGGAAUGCAGAUUCAAAAAGCAAAACCAUUGCCAGACGAUUUGGAGCGUAUAGUGAGUCGUGCGAAAAAUGGAUUCAUUCUCUUUUCUCUGGGAUCAAAUGCCAGGAGUGACACAUUGGGCUCUGACCGAAUCCGAGAGAUCCUUACUGCCAUGAAAGCGCUGCCACAAUAUCAGUUCAUAUGGAAAUUUGAAUCAGACGAAUCAAAGUUGCCGAUGAAGGUUCCGGAUAAUGUGUUCAUACGAGCCUGGAUGCCUCAGAAUGAUCUGUUGGCUCACCCUAAUAUAAAGCUAUUCAUCACACAUAGCGGUCUUCUAAGUACUCAGGAGGCCAUCUGGAAUGGAGUUCCGAUCAUUGGUUUUCCUCUUUUUGCUGAUCAGUUCCGAAACAUAAAUUAUUGUGUAUCUCUUGGAGCUGCGAAGAGGCUUACGAUUCAUUACCUGCAAGCCAAAGAUCUCGUUGACGCCAUCAAAGAUAUUAUCAACACUCGUAGUUAUAGUGAAAACAUGAAACGUUUGUCCCGGCUGUUUCGUGACCAACCUGAAAGUCCAUUGGAACGUGCCAUUUGGUGGGUUGAAUGGGUUCUGCGAAAUCCGGACAGCGAAAUGCUCCAACCAAGUGCUGUGAAUGUGCACUGGUUCAAGAAGUACAUGUAUGACGUUUUAUUGUUUCUAGUGAUAUUGGUACUGUUGACAUUCUAUGUAGUAUUUAAAAUAGCUAAUAAAACACUUUCGUUUUUACCAAAGAGUGUAAAAGCGAAGCAAAGCUAAGUUCAA